Olea europaea var. sylvestris is the source of this 2934-nucleotide messenger RNA. RefSeq names its product receptor-like protein 12. Gene Ontology annotation, molecular function: protein binding. The coding region runs from base 1304 to 2797 and encodes 497 amino acids. The record is from RefSeq and is a predicted model, not a curated record. The transcript has 2 exons. NCBI's taxonomy places the organism in Eukaryota, Viridiplantae, Streptophyta, Magnoliopsida, Lamiales, Oleaceae.
UUUAUCAGUGUCAGAGAAAAUAAUAAUGGAGCUCAAAAUACUGCAAUUGCUACUGUUUCUGUGCAUGAAAUUAUCGGUUUCUGUAGUUGGGGCCGCUGCUGAAGUUAGGUGCAUAGAGAGGGAGAAACAAGCUCUUCUCAAGUUUUCAGGUGAAAUUAGUGGGCUAACGUGGGGAAGUGAAGAUGAUAAAGGGGAAUGUUGCGAUUGGCAUGGUGUGAGAUGUACCAAAACUGGUCACAUAUUCUCCCUCGAUCUAUCUAAUAGGCAUUUAAGAGGUAAGAUAAGUCCCUCAUUGCAAGAGUUGCAGCACUUGGAGUCUUUGACCCUCCAAUACAAUAAGUUGACAAUCAAUAAUCUUAAUUGGCUUUCUAAUCUUUCUUCGUUAUCUUGGCUUGACUUGAGUGGUAAUAAUCUUAGUACUAUAACCAACUGGGUACAGUCAAUAGCAAACUCUUCACUCAAGUCGUUGUACUUGUCAGGUUGUCAACUUCGCGACUCUUUGCCUGUAUUUGAUGCCUCUGCAAAUUCUUCUUUGUCCAACCUUUCUACUCUUGAUCUAUCCCACAAUGAUCUCACUUCCAUUUCCACAUUUGACUCAUUAUUUGACUUUUGCGGAAAUCUUGCUCUCUUAGACCUCUCUUAUAAUCUAUUAAACGGUCCUAUUCCAGGUAGUUUUUUGAAAUUGCAUUUUCUUGGGGAGCUUAAUUUGAAAGGUAAUCUACUCCACGGAGGGGUUCACAAACCUUUGAAUUUAAGUCAUCUGCAUUCACUAGAUAUCUCAUUCAAUAAACUGAAUGUACCGCUUCCUCAUUUAUUUGAAAACUAUCAGAGAUAAUGUCACUGGCACUACAGCGUAUAGAUUUAUCCAACAAUCAACUCAUUGGUUCCUUGCCAGACAUCAGCAGAUUUUCAUCUUUAAUGGAGUUGUACCUUAGCAACAAUCAAUUGGUUGGGGUCCAACAACAAAGCCUUGAUCAGCUUUCAAGUCUUGGAAGUUUGGACUUAUCCUACAAUCAAAUUUCAGGAUCACUGUCGGACUUUGGAGGAUUUUCGUCAUUGUACAAAUUAGAUCUAUCCGGAAAUCAAUUGAAAAAGCUUCCCAAAGCUAUGGAGCAACUUUACAGUAUCAGUUAUUUAAAUCUCUCUUCAACUUCGCUGGAAUGUACAAUCACCGAACAUCACCUUUCAAAUCUUACCCCAACUAAUAUCCCUUGAUUUAUCUUUUAACAAUGUGUCUCUCAACUUGAGCUUUGAUUGGAUCCCUACCUUUCAAUUGGAAUUUCUAUUCCUCAAUCAUUGUAAUAUGGGGCCUUAUUUUCCAAUUUGGAUUCGAAAACAAAAUUCUCUUAUGUAUCUCCAUCUCUCUUUUGCUGGUAUAUCGAACACAUUACCUAAUUGGUUGUGGAAUAUGUCUUCUAUACGACAUUUAGAUCUCUCCCAUAAUAAUAUUAGUGGUGGGAUGCCUCAUUUGUCCUCUAAGUUGAAUUCUUACGUAUCUGUAGAUUUAAGUUAUAAUAAUCUUUCAGGCCCAAUUCCAUUGUCGGUUUUUCAAUAUUCAGAAACGUUGAUACUUUCCGAAAACCUGUUAUCGGGAUCCAUAUUCAACUUAUGCACAAUUUCUGAGAACUCCUUCAUUACCACCCUUAUUCUUUCGAAUAAUCAAUUAGACGGAGAGCUUCCUGAUUGCUGGAUGAACUUACAUAUCCUAAGAACUCUCAAUUUGGCGAAUAAUAAGUUCUCAGGUAAACUUCCCCCUUCAUUAGGCUCUCUGAAGUGGCUUGCAAUAUUGCAUUUGGGCAACAAUAAUUUCACUGGUGAAUUGCCUUCCUCUUUGAAGAAUUGCACAAUGUUGAGAAAGCUAGAUGUGGGUGGAAACAAGUUAACAGGUACAAUUCCAUCGUGGAUAGGAACACACCUAACAGAUUUGGCGGUCCUUAGCCUUCGAUAUAAUAGUUUUCAUGGAUCCAUUCCUCCAAAAAUUUGUUACCUUAUCAAUAUUCUUGUCUUGGACCUUUCUAGGAACAACAUUUCGGGAAAAAUUCCACGAUGCUUAAACAAUUUUACGUUUUUGGUCCGGAAUGAUGGUUCAUCAGUUCUCGAAGCUAAUAGCACGUUUGAAUAUUGGGAACCAUUGGAUGAAGAUGACAAUGCUUUAGUUCAAUGGAAAAGACAAGAGUCGGAAUAUAAAAGACUAAGAGAUUUGAAAGGCAUUGAUCUCUCUAGCAAUAAGUUAGUUGGAACUAUUCCUCAAGCAUUUUUUGAUUUGAGAGGUUUAGUUUUCAUCAACUUAUCAAGAAACCUUUUAACAGGGAAUAUCAUUUCAAGCAUUGGUCAAUUGGACACACUGGAAUGGCUUGACCUGUCUAGGAACCAACUUUCUGGGGAGAUUCCGAAUAGCCUUGCGAAUUUACAUUUUCUCAGUGUUUUGGACUUAUCAUACAAUAAUUUGACGGGCAAGAUUCCACUAGGCACUCAACUACAGAGCUUCGACUCAUCGACGUACAUUGGGAAUAGUCAACUCUGUGGAGAUCCAUUGGCUGAGUGUCCUCCUGAUCCUUCGGUGAAUGAUCAUGGCAAGGCAAAUGUUGUUAAAGAAGAUGAUAGGUUUAUAAAUCGAGAUUUCUUUAUCUGCAUGGUAUUUGGUUUCAUCACUGGGUUCUGGAUAGUUGUUGGUACUUUAGUCCUCAAGCAUUCGUGGAGGCAUUCCUACUUCAAAUUUUUGAAUGAUAUUGGAGAUUGGAUGUACGUGAGAACAACAAUGUACGUGAGAAGAUUCAAGAGAAAAUUUAUGUCCUAAAGGUACCCCUUUUUGGAAAAAAUGGAUGGCUGGAGUAGUGCAUGGGUUAUGAGCGAUGUUGUUCUUUAAUUUAAUUGACAAUGUUACCAUAUUUUCUAUAUAUUUGCAGAAAUAAAAUCAGUUUGUGAGUUACCAGU